UGCUAAUAGCUAAAGAUUCACCAGUCCAUCUUCCCUCUAUUCAUUCGUUCAUCAGUGUUAUUGAAUCGAUCUUCAUUAUCUUAGAGACAUGGCUGUUGCUGCUUAUGCAUCUUUGGUUUCUCUUACUCACGUCCUCGACAAUCUCCACCAUCGUGCUCACUUUAAUCUCCCUCCUGCCGACACCAAACAAGUCCAAUCUCUCCGGGAAAAUGUUGAUUUCUUGCUGAACUUUGUCGAGCUUCAUUCAGAAAGGAAGAGUCCUGAGCUUGGAGGUUUAUGGAAGCAAAUGGCUGAGGCUGCCGCCGAAUCAGAAGGUGCCAUCAACUUCCACACAGGCAAUCUACUCGAUGCCAUAUAUCAAGGAGAAACAAGUGAUGCUUCAGACUUCUCAGCUUUCAGUGAAGAAAUGCAAACACUGAAGGAAAAGUUUCGCUCCAUCAAAAAAGAGUUUCCGGUGAUUGAAGAAGAAGCGGAGAAUGCUCGAUCUCUGAGGCAACCGAAUCCUUUUGUUGGUGCUGGAGGUUCAUCUCUAUCUUCUUCAUAUCUCAGCAAUGUCGUGGUGGGACUUGAUGAACACAUCAAUAGAAUCAGGGACAAGCUCAUAAGAGGUAGUUCUAAUCUUCAAAUCCUCCCAAUUGUUGGCAUGGGGGGCAUUGGUAAGACUACUUUGGCGAAAAGUGUUUUCGACGAUUCUUUUGUUAUCGACCACUUUGAUUUACGCAUUUGGCUUUCAAUAUCUCAACAAUAUAGUGUUGAAAAUAUCCUUAAGAUUGGUCUCGAAGAAAAGGCAGGACAAAAUGAUACACGGGAGACUUUAGAUGUGUUGGGAACUAGAUUCUACCAAAAGUUAUUCGGUAGAAGGUAUCUGAUUGUUCUGGAUGACAUGUGGACAAUUGGAGCUUGGAAUGAUUUGAAGAGGUUUCUUCCUAACAAUGAAAAUGGAAGUCGUAUUUUGUUUACAUCUAGAAUCUCAGACAUGGCUGCUUCUUUGGGAACGUAUGAUCCUUAUCUAUUAACGUUUUUAGAUGAGAAUAACAGUUGGACAUUAUUUUGUCAGAAUGCUUUUUCACAAAUAGAUUGUCCGUAUGCUCAUUUAGAGAAGUUUGCAAAAGAUAUUGCCAAAAGCUGCAGAGGCCUUACAUUAGAAAUUGUUGUUGUUGGUCGUUUGCUUGCAAAUUCUAAUAUGACAUCAAAAUAUUGGGAGCAUAUUAGAAAAAGUAUUACCUCACUAGCUAAUUUAGGAGAGGACGAGCAUUGCAUGAAAAUACUUUCUUUAAGUUAUAAGGGCCUGCCCAUUCACCUUAAAGCUUGUUUUUUAUAUAUGCGAGUUUUCCCUGAAGAUCAUAAGAUUGAUGUCUCAGAACUAAUCAAAUUUUGGAUUGCCGAGGGAUUCAUCAAGUCAGUAAGUCAUAGAUGUUUGGAAGAUAUUGCAAAGGAGUACGUCAAAGUUCUCAUUGAUAGAAAUCUAAUCUUUAGUAGGGACACACGUCACUGUGGUAUUCAUGAUCUUUUACGCGAUCUUUGUUUGAGAGAGUCCGAGAAUGAAUGUUUUCUCCAAUUUCCUAGAAAGCAAAUUGUGGAUAUAUCUUUGGGAGAAGCUAUACAUUGCAAUCGCUGUCUUAAAAGACUCGAGGAUGGUGAAGGAAUGCAUAUUGUGACACCAUUUUAUAUCUUUGGAUCAUCAUUACAACUUGAUCCUUUCUUAUGCGAUGCUUGUACGAUGGUGAGUUCACUUGUUGAAAGACAGUGUUUUGUGAAGAUUGCAAAUCACAAAUGUUUUGAGAAGGAACUUUUGCUUCCAAUAGAAUCGCGUCAUGUUAAAAUAGAUGGGGUGAAUUUGGUAUCUCCUUCAACAUUACAAUUACUUUGGAAUCUUCAAACUCUAAAGAUUUAUCCAAGAUCUUCACCUAUGGUUUUACCACAAGAGAUUUGGAAGAUGCCGCAACUCAGAGAGAUUGAUUGUUCAUACAAAAUUCUUCUACCUGAUCCUAUAGCCACUGAAGUUGAGGGGAAAGACUUACUCAUCCUAAAUGACCUUCACACCAUAGAUGGGAUAUAUAAUUUCAAGUGUACCAUGGAAGUGAUUGAUCGGAUCCCGAAUUUGAAGAAAUUGAAUGUUCAUUAUGAAGAUGAAUCUAACGCGCCCAAGACACAGUCGAACUAUUCUCUAUGUAACCUUGAGAAACUACAGAAACUUGAGUCUCUAUCGAUACACAAUUGCUCAGAGAACAUGAGCUUCCCUAAUUCACUCAAACAUUUGUCUGUGUGGAACUGUAGAAUGGCGUGGGAAGAUAUGUCAAUUGUUGGUUCUUUGCCUAGUCUCGAAAGUCUUGAGAUUAAUGGUGACUUGCAUGGGUCAGAGUGGCUGCCUAUUCAAGGGGAAUUUCUUCGCCUUAAAGAAUUGGUCAUCGAGGAUAAUGAUUUAGUGUAUUGGGGAGCUGAAGCAGCACACUUUCCGAUUCUUCAGAGCCUUAGACUUGCUGGAUUGAGUUUGUUGGAGGAGAUCCCUUCAGGCAUUGGAGAUAUACUAACAUUGCAAUCAAUACAGCUGGACAGAUGCAGUGAAUCUGUUUUCGAUUCUGCGAAGGAAAUAUGGGAGGAGCAACAUGAGGUGGGAAAUGAGAUUAGAAUCAGUGUUAUCGAUAAUCUUGAGGUCACAUAUGCGAUUGGUACUUUCACUGCAAGAAUGACGGGGGCUGCUUGUCAAUCUUUAGCUUACUUAAAAUUUGUUCGGGAAAGACUCCAGGAGGUUGCUUUUCAUGGCCGCGAUUCUCUAAGCACAAAAAAAAUGGAAGUGGUGGAAGAAGCCAUCCAUUUCCUGAAUGACUUUGUUAAAGUUUUUCACACAAGAAAAAGCCAAGAAAUCGAAGGUUUGCUUACAGAAACGGCAUUGGCUGCCCGUAGAGCGAAGGUUGUGACUCGCAGGCUACGCUCAAAGAAUUUGAUGCCUUUAGUUGGUAAGUAUGUCGAUGAAGAUGUGGAAAGACUGUUGGCAACAGUAGACUACAUAAGGAAUAAGUUGUCGGUGGCUAAUGAGGAAGGGAAAGAAGACAGGCAAAUCGAUGUUAAUGAUAAUGAUAUUGCAACAUCCUAUGAUAUCGACUCGCUGAAAAUCUUCCGGGACGUGCCUCUGAUUGAUGAAGACUUGAGAGAAUAUCAAAUCGGCUCUGUCAUGGCGACAAUGACAACGGCCGCCAGUUUAACUUGGUCUGAUUUAGCAUGCAUCCUGGAGGUCCUCCUGAAGACUUCUGAACUCGGCCGUCAUCAUUUAAAGAAGAUGGAAAUGGAAAAUGUGGAGAAAUCUAUCUGUGUCUUGCGAAUUAUUGUCGAAGUUCAUCCUCAAAUUCUACUCCAAACCAGUGAAAUCAUUUAUGACAGCUACAUAAUUUAUCUUCUCCCAGCUGCAGAGCAUCUGAAUUCCAAGCAUCUUUCGCAACAAUCUCUGGAUGAUGCAAGUGAUGAAAGCCUCUUAUGCUUCUCUGAGGAUGUCAAGUAUUUGGUAAACAUAUUAUUGGAAAUGGAAAGCUGGUUCGAUGAAGACGACUCACAAGAAGAACCAACGGACGAAGGCAUAUAGUCUGCCGAAGCAUAUCUCCUGUCGAUGUAUAAAAAGGUAAUAUCGUUUCUUUGUUGGCAGAUUUUGUCAGUAGACAGCAUUUGAAUUAAGAGCAAAUGUCGUACAAUACAAUGCAUUGUGUUAGAGUAGUUUUUAUGCUAAAUUUUGCGGAUUUUGUCGCAUAAAUAGAACAAUACCGGUUUGGCCUGUUGUGUUCAGAUCAAAUGUGUCAUACAAUACAAUGUAUUGGGUAACAGAGAAUUGUACAAAAAUAUAUUGAUGUUUUAUCAGCUUUACUAUUUGCUUUUA
Messenger RNA from Andrographis paniculata, 3865 nucleotides. Its product is annotated as putative late blight resistance protein homolog R1B-14. Gene Ontology annotation, biological process: defense response to other organism. NCBI's taxonomy places the organism in Eukaryota, Viridiplantae, Streptophyta, Magnoliopsida, Lamiales, Acanthaceae. The transcript has 2 exons. Gene Ontology annotation, molecular function: ADP binding. The record is from RefSeq and is a predicted model, not a curated record. The coding region runs from base 89 to 3577 and encodes 1162 amino acids.